CGUGGCGCUUUCUAAACGUCCUCGCAAAAGCCACAAACCGGAAGUCGACCUCUCCCUUAAUUUCGUCCACGGUCAUCGUCGCUCGAGCGAAUUAAUUGUCGCAUCGCAAUUUCGCUGACACCGUGUCCCACGACGGUAAACUCACUUUGGUAAACCGAGAACAGCCUUUUUUUCCUGGUCAUUUGACACAGUUUCAAUUUUAGCAACACAGUGGAUUACGUCAACGGUGCACGCCAACUAACCGGACGUGUUCGCGUUUUUUCGGGUGCGAUCAUAAGUUGACUUUACACGAAUAAAUAGCAGUGGUUUGCAAACACCUGUAAGAAACAACUAAUAACAAAGGUACACAAUAAACAGUAGGGUGUAAUCGCACCCCUAAUAAUAUAAAUCCCGAUAACAAACGCAAACAGUGAUCCCACAUGUAACACCAAUAUUCGCAAACGUAAUCCCACGUUCACAGAACCUCUGCGAAUAAAAUUCCUGGCAAGUUGUAAAUUUUGGAAGGACGUAAUAGUCGUCGGCAAACAUUUGCAAUGGCAGUGUAAAGAGAAGGCUAGCAACGGGCACACGGCUGUAGGAACGUUUCCUAGUUAGUCCAAUUCCGUACUUUCGCUCGUCACGAUUAAUUAGCUUAAUUCUGGCUUCCUGUUGUGCGUACCGACGGGGCACCCUACGCCGGUUGCGUGUCACGCCGACAUAACCGGCUGCAUUCCGUCCUCAUAGUUGACGCACGUAUGUUGUCGUCGUCGUAGUCGUAAAAGCAGUCCUGGCAUCUGCCAUGUCUCGAGGAUGAGCGCCGCAGAGACGUCGAUCUGCAUUUCCGUGCUGUGCGUUUACGUGUUCCGGGGCACACCGCCGCCUCGAGACACUGAUCCUGCGGCUUACGCGAAGCAGGCUUCCUUGGAGAUCCUGCCGAGCGGGGAUACACAGACGAAGCCAGUCGGGUCCAGCAUCAUCCUGACAUGCAAAUCGAACGUCGACGACAUCAAGCUCAUCAAGGAUAUGCAAUGGCUCGAUCCACAGAAUCGUACGAUCGAGUCCCUCAACACUUUCUCCGGACACACAAAACCACCGAUGUACACCGAAUUCCACCAGGAUAAGAGCUUGUCGUUGUUCUUCAAUUCGUUGCAAGAGGAACAAGCAGGGAAAUACAGGUGCAAAGCCAAUUAUGCGGACACAAUUGAUCUGCAGAAGUCCGUGACGAUCGAAACCAUAGUGGCGAUCACUUGGGACAAUGCACCCCUCAAUCAAUAUCCCAUUCUGGGAGAUGAUUUCGCUAUUCAGUGUAAAGUGCGGGCAAGACCUUCGCCCUCGGUCGACUGGCUGUACAACGGUGAAUUAAUUAAGACGAACGAGCGCUACAUUAUAGAACCGUAUGCCCUGAAGAUCAAGAACGUUCAAGAAUCUGACGACGGCACCUACACUUGUCGUGCAUCGGUACUGACUACGGGAGAGCUCAAAGAACGAGCUAUUCGAGUCGAGGUGCACGUGCGGCCCACCGUGGAGGAGUUGUCCAGCCCGAACAUAAUCGAAGGGGAAGACGCGAGCAUCCAGUGCAGGGCUCACGGCAAGCCGCCUCCAAAAUUCACAUGGGUGAAAUCGCUGACCCAGCAGAACCUGUCGACCGCGGAGCGGUUCACAGUCGACGCGGACACGGGCGUGUUGACGAUCAAGAACGUGAACCGGGAGGACGCGGGCGAGUACCAGUGCACAGCGACGAACGCGGCGGGCACCGCGAAUACGAACAUCAAGGUGAACGUGAUAGUGAAACCGAAGAUCAUGGAGUUCCUGAACAGCACCGUGGUGCAGGACAAGGAGGCGAGUUUGAUCUGCAAAGCUUUCGGACGACCGCCCCCGCAGGUCACGUUCCGAAAACACACGUCCGAGAAGCCGUACUCGAAGGGUGCGCAGCUCGACGACGACAGGAUCGUCCUGACGAACAGCGCGGACGACAUCACCGGGGAGACUGUGGGUACUCUGACGAUUCGAGAGUCUCUCAGAUCGAAUGACGGCCUUUACGAGUGCAUCGCGCAAAACGCCGGAGGUGAAGCCCGCAGAAACGGUCAUCUGACGGUCGAGUUUCCACCGUCGUUCGCCUCCAUGCCGAACGCGACCGUCUGGUCCUGGGAGCAGAGGCAAGUGAACAUCAGCUGCAUCGCUGAGAGCAUACCGAAUGCCACGAUACGAUGGACCGUGCACGGAGAUCAGAAGAUCGACAACGAUAACAUGAUCAAGCAGCUGGGCAAUGGUCCGUACUCCACGUUGAUGAUCGUACCGCUCGACAAACGGUAUUACACCACUUACAAGUGUAUCGCCUCGAAUGCGCACGGAACGCGGGAGCACAAUAUAGAGCUCAGAGAAGCUACCAAGCCGGGCGAAAUACUGCAGGCGAAGAUGGUGGAGAUCACCGCGACCACCAUCAAGUUCGAGCUGGUUCUACCACCCACUCAACCUGAACUGCCCUUGCGGACCAUCACCGUGCAGUACAAGGAGAGCAGUCAGACUUGGAUGGAGGCUAAGAACAAAACUUGGUCUGUCAACUCCAUGUACGUGCUAGAAGAUUUGAAGCCGCAAACCUCCUACGAGUUCCGAUUCGCAGCCAGGAACGUGGUGGGUCUAGGAAACUGGGGUGGUUAUCACUCGCAGAUGACGCCCGUCAGGACAUUCCCGAACGAACCAAAGAUCAUAACAGCGGGUUCCGAGUACGACGUGUCGAUGUACAACAACCAAUACGAAUUGAGAUGGACGAAACCCGCCGACAACGGGGAACCCAUCGACAUGUACCAAAUCAAAUAUUGCCAGAUACAACGUGUCGCCAGCGAAUGGGAGACGUUAGAAGAGACGUGUCGAACGGAGGAUUUGAGGAGCGCCGGCAGGGUGAGCCAUUGGGUGAAGAACCUUUAUUCGGACAAAUUUUACGUGGUGGAAUUGAAGGCGCACAACGCGAUGGGUUUCAGCAAAGCUGGCUCGGCCAAGUUCAAAACCGCCAGGGGUAUAGACACCACCGUGGUCCACCAUCAAGCACCUCUGAUAUCGAGUGCAGCCAUAAUCGGUAUCGUGAUCGCGGUACUGUUCGUCAUCAUCAUUAUCAUCGACGUAAUUUGCUGUUGCGCGCAUAAAACAGGAAUUAUAUAUUACGUGUGCGAGCGAUCCCGCCGGAAACCAGUGGACGAAGAGGACGCGAAACUCGGCAGUCUUUACGGUUGGCGGUUUCCAUUGCCGUAUUGCGACCAAAAAAUGGCCAAUGUCGCCGGGGUCACGGCCAUCCAAGACUCGGGUAGUGGAAAAAGUACCAUUAGAUUGGUCAGACACACUGCCAUAGACGAGAAGGAGCCGCUGAAGGAAGAGAAGAAGAUCACGCCGAUCAUCGAUUCGGGACUGCGCCGGGAAUCGUCCAUCACCUUCGACGGCAAGAGAUCCGUGUCAAAGACCGGUUUCGUCGGCAAAGACUCAGCCGUCUAGAUAUUCUUCCGGCGUACUAGAUUGUAAAUCACCGUAGAAACGUUGUCUCGAAACGUACGAGGGAACAGAGAGUAUCGCGGUUGUCAGUCUUCUCCCUUUUUCAAACGAUUCGCGCGAAGAUUUGCGCGGGAACGAGAUACGUUUCUCGGGCGCGGCACCGGCCGCCAUCUUGUGGCGAUUCGACGACACAUCGUGCGCCAUUUCCUGCGUCCUUAAGGAUAUGGCAGAUGUUAGCUAUCGUAACUUCUGCACUUCGCCAAAUUCGUUCGGUACAAACACGAUUCUACCCCCACGAUUCUGUAGCUAUUUUGUAACCCGGACUUCAAAAUAAACCCCUUUCCCCAGUUUCCCACCAGUGUCCCAAGAUCGUUCUAGGAGCAAAGAAUCUAUCGAUGUUGAUGUAACUUAGCGAAUGUUGCCAAGGAGGGAUGUUUAGAUAGAUCGCUUUCACACCGAGGAGAAAUUGUACAAAAUUAAUCGCGAAAUUGGUAGAAGUCAGUCGGUAAUUUAGUGGCCAUUGCUUCGAGGCACCCUCUAGAUAAUCGCAGUCUAGUACGCUGGGUAGUACUGUGUUAUCCUUUGCACAGCACGAAACUGGAACAGGGAAAACAGCUUCCUUGUUCAAUCUCGUUUUUCUUCUACGAUAAUUAAGAGAACACCGUGUAACAAGACUUUUACGAUGCACCGUUUACGAGGCAGGUUACGAACGGGAUAGGAACCUUCUGUAACGGUUCCUGUGUACAUAUGACGUUUGAUGGUGUAUUCAUCAAUUGUCGUGGUUCUAAUUCAAUUAUAGCUUGGUCGAAAAUGCGAAGGGUCCGAAAAGCGAUGACAUUCUUAAGAACGGUUGAUCGGGAACCACUGGUGUUUUUUACUGAUUUAGGACCACGCUAUACUUGAGCGAGAAUCACUGAGUGUUUAUAUCAGUGAUGGGCAGAUCUAGGGCUCGUGGGCAAUUAAUGUGCAGUAGUGCAUACACUGUAGGACGAAAGCGACAUUGGCAACUUGAAAAUUUGUGAAUUUGAAGUUUGAAAAAAUUUUUAACGUAGAGGUUUUGAAAUGUGAGAACUCAGAGUUUGGACAUUUGACCUAUUUGAAAUUCGAGGGAUUGGAAACUUGUAAAUUAAAAAAUUCCAGAGUUUGGGAAUCUGAUGUACAAAUUUGUGAAUUUGAAAAUUUGAGAAUCUGGAGAUUAAGAAAUUCAGAGUUUCGACUAUUUCCACUAUUAGCGUAAGAUUGUCCGGAGUGCCAAGUACCCACAGUUAUGAAAACCUAGAAGCCUAGAAAUUUAAGACUAUUUUCAAAUUUUCAAAUUGAGAAAUGAAUCAGUCCGCCAUUAGCACGUUUGCCCAUCACUGCCCUCUACAGUCCACGGCACAGAUACAAGUUAAUUUCCUCAGACAAUUCGAAUUUCUUGUGAUUGUACGACUUUAUUUCAAAGACUGAUUCCUUUAAGAAACUUCAUGGAAAUCGUGUAUCCCCAGUUAUCAUCGACGAUCAAUAACUCAGGUCACACAAGGUUAUUUCGACUCGUUCGCAAUGACAAAAUGCAUUUGCUACGCGUGUUCCUUAAUCAUGAACAAUUUUCUGUUUACUAAAAAAGUGUCUUUGUCGCAGAGCUUUUUGUUCUUUCAAUGUGACUCUUGCCCUCUUGUUCACCGAGCAUGACUAUCGUACAGAACGCGAUUACUUGUGUUCUUUUUCUUAAUUUUGAGAUGGACACAUCUCGUGUGACAUGUUCUUUGUUUACCCGUGAUAUAAUUUAUCGUGAUAGUUUAACGUGUAUGUACAUUUUAUACAAUGUAAAGAUUACGUCGCGUGCGAGAGCAGCCCAAGUGUCUUUUUGACGUUUUACGUUUUCUUAACACUUUGACGAUUGUGUGCAAUUUUGCGUCGUUGUUUUUAUACUUAACAGAGACCUUCGUUCAACUUGCUAGAUUACUCGUUUUCAACUCGCAGUUAGGAUCAGUGUAAAAUUAAAUACGAAAUUUCCGAAUACGUGACAGAGAUCGUCAAAGUGUCAAGUUUAUUAUAUAUCCUCUAAUAUGUAGGUUACCAUGUAAGUAAGAAAAAAAGCAGUUUUUGCGAUGAUCCGAUCAUGUAUGAUUUAACGAGUAUGUCGUCGCGAUCGGAUAAGCAACCCUGAAACGGUAUACUUAAAAUAUAAAACUGUAAGAUACGAUACUUAAGAAAAGGGACUGAAAAGAAAUUUUAUUCGAUGCGUCGAUCGUGAUGACGUAUCAGUGUAUGUCCCAGUUGUAUCUUUUAACAAAUUAGAAGUCUCUCUAAGCAUAUGUGUAUAGUGUAAUCGACAGCAGCGACAUCUUCGAUGGACUCUUUUUCGCUUGAAAUAAAUUGUAAGUUAUAAAUUCUUGCUGACAGUAUAACAAGAGAAGUUUCAUUUCUGGAAUAUUUAAAUAAAAAAAAAGACGGAGAACAAUCGAAAGCUGCCAUAUAUAAAUAUAUAUAUAUAUAUACAUAAAUUAUAUAGUAUUCAAGAAUAUAAAGUACCAGUUUUGUCCUAACGUGUAAGAUGGCUUUUCGAGAAAAAAAAAACAGUUAAAAAUGUGAUAAGUUUUUGUAAAUGCUUGUAAACGUUUUUCCUAAUCUUUAAGGAGUAUUGAAGAUAAUUUUAAGAGAGUUCGGUAAGUUUAGACUGUUGUAUGCGGGUACGGAAAGUGCGUUCGCUGACAAGAAGAACGAACGAGUUCAACUGUGACAGGUUGAAGAAAAAGUUGGUUCUCUUUGUAUUUAUCGUAAUAAGGUUGCUUAAGUGUAUGGCUACAGUAGAAUCUCGAUAUUUUCUUGCGUUAGGAGCUCUAAAAUGGUAACCUUAUCAAACAGGGGCGAUAUUUAUCUUAAUUUAUCUUAUGGUAAAUUUGGAUUUAUUUUUCCAAAAUAUCAAUAUGAUUUUAUUAUAAUUUUCCCCUGUAUUUUCUUUCUAAAGAAGAAGACAGAUAUCCCUAACCCCUUAACACAUGUAUUUAAAGGGACAGUAAGAAAUUAAUGCGUGACAAACUUACGUGAUGAUAAACGUUAAUUGUAAUAGAAAAUAUGAAGGUUCCACUGUACUUAUAACGAGAAGAUUGAAUUAAAAUUAAAACGUAAACGCUUCCUCGCUCGCGAACACACUUUCUGCACCGAGGUAGCUUUUUUACGUACCGUAAACAGAGUUUUGCCAAAUAUAUAGUACUUAUUAGCUUGUAAGUCAAACGAGUACAUUAUUAUACACGAAAAGUAUAUACAGGGUGUUAAGAAGAAAAGGUACCAAGACUUUAGAGGCUUGUGGCAAAAGUCUCGGAUCCUUCUUUUUAAGUCACCCUAUGUACAGGGUGAGUUAUUUGAGGACUCGAGUUAAAGUAUCUUCGAAGUAGUUUUAAAUGCAACUUCGAAAAAAUUUCAACGUAGUCUCAGAUAACUGAUCUUGUAUGUGGAAGGGAAGGAGAGAAAGAUGGUGGAUUGUUCGUCACGAAAGGAUUUCGAAGCUUCACCGAGAUGUUACCAAGAUCUAGUGACUCGGUCGAAGACGAGAAAUCGUCACGUUUAUCUAGCUAUUUUAUAUUCGUUGCCAAAAUCCGUAAUCCAAAUAGCUUCCCACGAAAAGUAUUACUGCGCAUCUUCCAAUUUAAAACGGAAAAGGUUUAAAAAAAAGCAACACUAUUACAAGUUUGUAGGUGUAAGGCAUAUUUUUUAUGUAUGCUUUUUCUGUACGCGUCGAAGAAAACGUACUCGACUUAAUAAAGGAUAAAGAACAUUUUUUAAGGUCGAAUGAUUCGAAGUCUUGCGCGCACCACACGCUUUCUGUUUGUUUAAAACUUUCCUUUAUUCAAACGUUAAUUUCUCGUUACAACCUUCGGAAUAAUAAAACGCACUGUUCGUCGUGUAAAAAAGGAUAUUGCACCAACAGGCAUAUAAAAAGUAAAAGAACUUUGAUUCAAACAGGUAAAA
Molecule: messenger RNA, 7410 nt
Organism: Megachile rotundata (alfalfa leafcutting bee)
Lineage: Eukaryota; Metazoa; Arthropoda; Insecta; Hymenoptera; Megachilidae
Gene: Fas2
Product: neural cell adhesion molecule fasciclin 2
Biological process (GO): axon guidance; dendrite self-avoidance; homophilic cell-cell adhesion
Cellular component (GO): axon; plasma membrane
Molecular function (GO): cell-cell adhesion mediator activity
Source: RefSeq, a predicted model, not a curated record